AUGUACAACUGCUACUCGCCGUCGAAGCGCGGCGCGAAGUCGCCAGUCAAGCACACCAAUGCUACUCUUCCGCAGGACAGCACGGACAGCACUGACAGCACCGACAUGCUCACUCAGACGUCUCCAGGUGGCAAUGCGCCCAGAGAGUUUCGCAUAUCACAAACCCAACUCUAUCGCGACAUACGUGAGAUCCAGGCUCAGGUGUCUUCAAGCGAAUCCUCUCCUAUGCCGACUGUGGUCGGUGACAACGUUCGCGGAGUCGCGGCCUCUUCCCAUCAACAUAACGAUUCUGUUUCAACCAGCGAAGCUCCUAGUACGACAAUCACCAUGUUUUUAGAUCCGGAUCACCAACACAGGGACCGUCGCCGCGGUCGAUCCCCUAGCGACAGCUUUGACGAGCUCCAACUCGUCCCAGAGGGCGCAUACGAUGCUGUCCCAACCGAACGCGCCUGGGUUGAGAACAGAUCAGAGAGAAAGAUUAUGAAGAUGAUGUCCAACACUGAUCGAACCCCUCCUAUCACCUCGACGUUUGGAUAUGAUUCAGACGAUGAUACUCCCACACAGCCGACUAGAGUCUAUUACACGAACAACGCAAAGCCGGCGAAGAAGUCCUCCAAGAUCCUUCGCGGCUUGAAUAUCAAUAUGCGUUCUCUUCGGUCGGUACAUCCUUUUAGUACUGCAUUCUCCGAUGAAUCCACCAUUCUGUCAACUAAUGUUUCCAGUGCUGCUUCCAAAGCGAUCAGCGCGUCGCUCUCAGCGAAGAAUCCAUUCAAGUCUUCUCGUCGUCACCAACGCGCUGAGAGCGCUCCGUCCGUAUCGCAAGCGCCCGGCAGUAGUCCAAGUACCCUGACUGCACUUCCGCAAUUGAACAACAAGCAGACAGAGACCGGCAGAAAGGACCAGCCAACCACUCUUCAAACUUCGCCGAACAGUGAUGGUGCCAACGGUGAGGCUCGUCAGCCGAGGGAAAGGAGGCGCAGACGUAGACAUGCAUCCGUCAGCACUAGGCGACCGACGCCUCCAGAGAAGGACACCCCUCCACACGUAAGAAAGGCUCGUGAAGACGAAGCGAGACUUGCUGCACAAAUUGCAUUGAGUGGUUUACAGAACAGGGCGGAUGAAGUGGAAGACGCUAACAGCAUUGACUACAAUCAGGAUAGCGCAUAUAUCAGACACGGUGCAGAGGUCUACAUGGACUUAAUUCAGAAAGUCCCAAGCGUAUAUUCAAUGCGCGCACGUGUCGAGAGCAAGGCUGACGCACAGGAGCUGUUGCUGCGGGAGAAGGGAUCACCGGUCGCGUCUCGUAGUCGCAAGUCCGGAAGCUCUAGCGGACGUGGCCUGUUGCCAGGAGGGCUCCUGCCUGCAACCGUGUAUCGCCCAGAAGUCCCGCCAACCUACUUCUAUUCUCCGUCAAUGUACUCGGUCGCCAGCCCGAACAUGGGAAAGCGCGGUAACUCCGUCUCCGUCUACAUCACCCGCCAAGCUCCACCUCCGUUUUCUUCCUCUCCACCCGACAUCGCGAACAACACCCUUGGUGACCGUCCAAGUUUCCCACCUCGUAGCUCUUCGUUAGCCCCGAAAAACAUGCGCUCCGAAUCUGUUCGCCCGGGCUUCGACAGAGCCGCCACCCACAAGCCGGCCGCCGACAACGCAUCUGUUGUCAACGCUGAGCUUCACUCUGCCGACACGAACAACAGAAACUCUGUCAACGGAGCCAAAUCGUCGCAGUCGAUUGGACUGGCUCCCAUGCUCGCUCAACAGACCGAAGAGGCCGCCAUCUUCAGCAUGAGCCCCGUCGCUCAUCAUCCUAGCGCCAUGCCAUCGCCGCUUCGUGCUUCUUUCUCGUCCCCUCCGCCACAGCCGAUGAUGGCGCUGCCUGGCCUUCCACCUGACCACGAGUUGCUCACUCACUUCCAUGUCCUCCACUUUCACAUUGAUGAGAUUAUGCGUGGCAUCCAGAUUGAUAGCGCCAGCACUAAGAGUGAGGUUCUUGCCGACGGCGCUGCCAAGUACGACGAGCUUCGGAAGUUGAUGAAUGAGAACUUCGGCAACCUUGUGAACCAUCUCAACGCCUUGGAGCAUAAGAUGGGUCGCUCUACCAACGAGCUGGAUGCUGUGAAGAAGGAGAUCACCACCAUCUCUAACAACAUGGAUGAACACUACGCGAAGCCAAUGAAGAAGCUUCUCAACCAGGUCUCGGAGCUCACCAAGCACAUUGAACUUCUUCAAGAGCGCACGCAGAAAUUGGAGAAGAAGCUUGAUGAUGACACCAAGCGCAGCAGCACCUCAGUCCACGGGCUCUCUAACGACAAUGCUACUCCUACCGCCCAGUCUUCCGGUGAAGCCGCCUUCAACCGUGCGCAGGCUCACAUCAUGGGAACUCAGGCUCCGUACCGUUGGAGCGGCUAUGAGGGCGCCCGUCAUGUGCUGCAAUCCGGUCCCCAGGACCGCCCGGCUCAGUUUGGUGAGACGGGUGGCUUCUUCAACCCUCCAGAAUCCUCUCAGCGCCAGUCGUACCAUGACAACAGCUUCUAUGGCAACGGCAACGGCAGCUACAACUACCUUAGUCUCACAGACGGCACUGAGCGUGACAAUGGCUCGGCGAUUUCGGGAAGGGUCUCGUACGGCCAGACCCUCCCAAAUCCUGUCCUGACCGCUCUCGCCAACGCUCUCGGCAGCCUCGCCGAUCCUCUCCGCAACAAUUCUUCGGCGAACCUUUCCACUGCCGCUAACGCCAGCGACCAUGAAGGUUCUCUCCAGGAAGAGAAAGAGAAAGAUUUGAUUGCCGUCAAUGAAGAGGAUGCCUCCACCAAGUCCGAGCCUGAUGUUAUGCAGGUUGUCGCCUUGCCGGCUCUUGCGCGCUCUCUACCCUGAUGAGCGAUACCUAGACGUUUUCUUGAUUUACAUUCCCCAGUCGUUCGAUCAUCCGAUGCGCCGGGAAAUCCCCGCGAACGAAAAAGCAGUAAAAAAAAAAAAAGUUUUCUUU
Aplosporella prunicola CBS 121167 is the source of this 2986-nucleotide messenger RNA. RefSeq lists its product as uncharacterized. The transcript has 4 exons. Lineage: Eukaryota; Fungi; Ascomycota; Dothideomycetes; Botryosphaeriales; Aplosporellaceae. The record is from RefSeq and is a predicted model, not a curated record. The coding region runs from base 1 to 2874 and encodes 957 amino acids.